UACGCUUGCCAUACGGAUGCCAAGGUGGAACAGCUGGAGGUUAUUUUGCAGCGUUGGGAUCUGUUCGUGAGAGUCUGGUCUGCCGGGAUGGCAAACGAGAUGACGACGGAACAGCAUCCGGCGGCCAGUGGUGAGGCAGGUGGCCCUAUCUACCUAUCGCCCUUCGUAUCGGUUGGUGCCUGUUUUGUGAUAUCGAUAAUUUAUGUCGCUAGCCUGUAUGUGUGGAAUUCAAAGCACGAUCGAGACCAUCCUUCAACCAUAAAGCGGCGAUUUUUUAGCGUAUUUGUGGUAAUGCUCGUAGCUCCAUUUUUCGUGCUAACUCUUACCAGUAAGGAUGUGUUCCAGCGUUACACCAUGUGGCAGAUUAUGGGAUUCCGGAAGGAAGGAAUGUUUACUGCCACGUUUGUACCACUGUUACUCACGAUGGUACUGUUUCUUGGUCCGCUAAGUGUGCAGCUAUCGAACGGCAUUUGGCGCAUCUACUCGGAACCUAUGUACUGGAUGAAUGCGAUGCGCAAUUUGGUGUGGUUGAGGAACCAUCUCGUUGCGCCCCUGUCGGAAGAGUUCACCUUUCGUGCCUGCAUGCUGCCCUUGCUACUACAAACAUUUCGACCAUCGAUCGCAAUGCUAAUAACACCACUGCUGUUUGGGCUGGCCCAUCUGCACCACAUCAAGGAACGGCUGCAGAACGGGCGACCGCUACGGGAAGUGCUGGUAGUGUCGUUCUUCCAAUUUUUCUACACCACCAUCUUUGGCAUCUAUUCGGCCCAUUUGUUUGUGCGGUCGGGACAUUUUGUGGCACCGUUUGUAGUGCAUGCGUUCUGCAACCAUAUGGGCUUUCCCGAUGUGCAAGAGGUGCAAUCGCAACCGCACCGGAAAAAGUAUCUUUUUAUCGGGUUUUACGUGCUGGGGUUGGUUGGGUGGAUUAUGCUUUUGCCCACGCUAACCACGCCAAGCUGGUAUGCCAAUAAUCUGUUUUGGGCAUACGAAUUGUAGC
Messenger RNA from Anopheles maculipalpis, 997 nucleotides. RefSeq names its product CAAX prenyl protease 2 (gene Sras). The record is from RefSeq and is a predicted model, not a curated record. Lineage: Eukaryota; Metazoa; Arthropoda; Insecta; Diptera; Culicidae. Gene Ontology annotation, biological process: CAAX-box protein processing. The transcript has 2 exons. Gene Ontology annotation, cellular component: endoplasmic reticulum membrane. The coding region runs from base 88 to 996 and encodes 302 amino acids. Gene Ontology annotation, molecular function: metalloendopeptidase activity.